Molecule: messenger RNA, 1983 nt
Organism: Mizuhopecten yessoensis (Yesso scallop)
Lineage: Eukaryota; Metazoa; Mollusca; Bivalvia; Pectinida; Pectinidae
Exons: 3
Coding region: 67-1221 (384 amino acids)
Source: RefSeq, a predicted model, not a curated record
GUUGUACAUGGGUUAUGCUCACCUACAUUUUCUGGAACUCUGGGAUAUGUCGUGACAAAAUCCAAGAUGGCAAUUCCUAGAGAUACUAGCAUAGGGAUGGAUACCAAUGAUUCUGUACCACUUGACAGCACAAAGAUCAUUGGAGAUGCUGCAUCUAACGAACAACCCUCUACCCCCACAACUUCUGAUUGUGAGAAAACAUGUAUUAAACCAAGGAACACUAUUCUAAAUGGGAAUGUGCCAAACAAUGGUAAUACUAUUCCAGAUGACUACAAAACAAAAGUUAAGAAAGGCACCAACACAGGAAACACUGUCCUUGAUCAGAAUACACAAAGUUCUGUCUCUUUUAACAGUAAUAGUACACCUGAGAAAGUGCCAAUCUCUGACACUGGCAAAAAUGCUCUCAAUGGACAUAGACCAGAAACUGAAACAAGGAAUCAUGUUGCAAAUGAAAAUGGUAAUAUAAGAAAUGUUGACACUAAGAUCUCUGGUAAGGCAGACUGUGAAGCCAGUACUAGUGUUGACACUGUUUUCACUGACCAGGAUAACAGCGAACUUGACGUUAACCCUGGGAUCACUGACCAGGCUAGCAGGGAACUUGGUGUUAACCCUGAUAUCACUGACCAGGCUAACAGUGAACUUAGUGUUAACCCUGGGAUCACUGACCAGGCUAACAGUGAACUUGGUGUUAACCCUGAUAUCACUGACCAGGCUAGCAGGGAACUUGGUGUUAACCCUGGGAUCACUGACCAGGCUAACAGUGAACUUAGUGUUAACCCUGGGAUCACUGACCAGGCUAACAGUGAACUUGGUGUUAACCCUGAGAUCACUGACCAGGCUAACAGUGAACUUGGUGUUAAAACUGAGAUCACUGACCAGGCUAACAGUGAACUUGGUGUUAACCCUGAGAUCACUGACCAGGCUAACAGUGAACUUGGUGUUGACAAUCAGAUCACAGACACAGAGGUCACUGAGGUAACUGACCAAGCCGACACCAAUAAUGUCUGUGAACCUACAACAUACGACCCAUCACCUGACCUUGCUAUUUCAGACAACAUAGAAAACAGAAUUGGUUAUGAGUGCAAUGCUGUUAUAGCAGUGAGUGAUGACCACAGAGAGUUUGUUGUAGAACCAGUGAUCUAUGUUACACCAGGAAUGCUGUUCCUGCUGAUCUUCCUAUUGCUGUCUUUAACACCUGAUAUAUCAUACAGGAGAAUAUAAGAAUCAGUCUAUUCUCCUGUCUUGUCAGAUUGUCAUGAUCAACAUCAGCCGAGUUACAGUCCUAAAAUCUUAUUUUAUUUUAUUUUGUAUUCUGGAAAUCUGGGCCACAUUUGUUUAAUGUAUGAUCAUGAAUUAUGUAAUACCCUAAAGCAGGAUAUUUCCACAGGGAUAACAAUUUUCGCGAUUUCGCUGGUUAAUAACGUGAUCAUGAAAAUAUGAUCUGCAGAAUAAUAAUACAAGUGAAACAUUUAGCUGUGAUGAUAAACUUCAUAACCGUUAUGUUGUCAUGGAAUAGGGAACAUGUGGUCAUGACGAUUAGUAUACAUCAGGAGUAAUAAUAAUAUGUUAGGAUAUAGAUUAUGUCACACAUCUGAUAGUUUUGUUGGUAACACUUGGUUGUUGUUGCUCCAUAUGAUGUUAUAAAGCAUUUGACUUUCUGAAACCUUACAACACCCCAAAAAUUGAAAUCAUUCACAUGUAGUUCACAAAAACAAAUUUCCAGUUAUUACAUAAGUUAGUAAUACAAUAUGAUAACUGGCAUACUGUAUGUUAAUUAUUACAUAUGUUUGUAAUAAUAAAUGAUAACUGGUGUGUAUGUUAAUUAUUACAUAUGUCAGUAAUACUAAAUGAUAACUGGCAUACUGUAUGUUAAUUAUUACAUAUGUCAGUAAUACUAAAUAAUGUGUGUUUGACAUGUAUUAAGUUAAGCAAUACAUGUUGUAAAGCUUUCAGCUGCGAGUGUCAGCAGCUUAUAUCAUUAAA